Lethenteron reissneri (Far Eastern brook lamprey) is the source of this 3346-nucleotide messenger RNA. It is a transcript of the gene CALB2, whose product is annotated as calbindin 2. Lineage: Eukaryota; Metazoa; Chordata; Hyperoartia; Petromyzontiformes; Petromyzontidae. Gene Ontology annotation, molecular function: calcium ion binding. Gene Ontology annotation, biological process: regulation of long-term synaptic potentiation; regulation of presynaptic cytosolic calcium ion concentration. The record is from RefSeq and is a predicted model, not a curated record. Gene Ontology annotation, cellular component: synapse; terminal bouton; cytosol.
GUCUCCCCUUUGAUCCCGCCACUGGGUAUAAAUGCGGCAGCAACGGGGAUCCAACCAGAACGAGUGGAGCGCAGGGCGAGAGACGCAAGUGCGUGGUGGAACGCGAGUAGAGACGUGUGUAUAUAGAUAAAUAAACGACCGCAUAGCCUCGCAAGUAAAUGAAAUAAAAUUUAAAAAAAGACCCCAACCGCUAUUCGCCUCCUGCCCUGGCCGCUAGUUCAAAUAUUGCGCGUAAACGCGGUCGCGCAGCCCACAGUGCCGAGAGCUCGCAACAGGUGACUGCUGCUCGCGUCUGACUCCGUUCGUGUCCCCCCCCACCACCACCACCACCACCUUCUCUCCGUGCGCUCAGUCACUGGAGGAGCUCAGACAGCCUCCUCGUCUUGUUCCGCGUCUCUGUUCGCGGCGUGCGAGCCCUUUACGCCUCUCCCCGUAGCAGUCGUGAACGACGGCAAGAGCGCACGUUUUUAGCGCUUUUAUACAAUUUUAAACCUUCCGAGGCUUCGUGCGCUCCCCAGAACUCGUUCGUCUUCGUGCAGAGACGCAGAUACGCAGAGAGAUACCGGCAGCAGAAAGAGAGAGAGAGAUAAUAACAGAGAGGCAAGAAACAGAGAUCUACAACACACCGGGGCCGUCGAGAAGACAUCGACCAGCCUUCCCUCUCGAUCACACUCUCACGCUCUCUCACGCCGACCCCCGAAAGAAAAGCAGCGAUGAGUGACGCAGCGGCGAGGGUGGCGAUCCUGCAGCAGCCGCGCAUCUCCGCCGACGAUCUGAUGAAGAUCUGGGAAUUUUACGACAACGAUGGGAACGGAUACAUCGAGGGUAAGGAGCUGGAGGACUUCUUUCGAGAGCUGGAGCAAGCGAGGCGUGGAGCCGGAGAGGAUUCCGAAUCCUUCAGGGAGAGCAUGAAAGAAUUCAUGGAGAAAUUUGACCAAAACUCUGACGGUCGGAUCGAGUUGGCGGAGCUCGCGCAGAUCCUGCCGACCGAGGAGAACUUCCUGCUGUUUUUCCGGCAGCACGUCAAGUCCAGCGCAGAGUUCAUGGAGAUUUGGAGGCGGUACGAUUCGGACCGCAGUGGCUUCAUCGAGGCUAACGAGCUGAAGGAUUUCUUGAAAGAUCUGCUGAAGAAGGCCAACAGGGAGUUUGACGAAAAGAAGCUCAACGAGUACACCCAGACGACGCUCAAGAUGUUUGACUCCAACCGGGAUGGAAAGCUGGAGCUGUCCGAGAUGGCCAGACUUCUGCCGGUGCAGGAGAACUUCCUGCUAAAGUUCCAGGGCGUAACAAUGACAGCAAAAGAAUUCAACGACAUCUUUACGUUUUACGACAAGGACAGAAACGGAUACAUCGAUGAGGACGAACUCGAGGCUCUUCUGCGGGACCUUCACGAGAAGAACAGGAAGGAUCUGGACGCCCAGACACUAACAAGCUACAAGCGGAACAUAAUGGCACUCUCCGACCACGGGAAGCUCUACCGCAAUGACCUGGAGAUGGUCCUGUGUGUCGAGUCCUUAUGAAGCCGCUGCCGUGCACACUAACACCUGAAUCAUAACACACAGCAGACCCAUAACCAGUCAACACAGCAUGGCGCCAGCAUGCACACACACACCACGCAUUUAGCGAUGUUUGCAGACACGCAAUAACGCAAUCCGGACAUGAAUGACAUGCAUACAACAUGCACCCAUGUACAGCAACACACAAGCACAAUACAUAUACACACACACACAUGCAUUCAAAUGCAUUCAUCAUAUAUUAAAGGGGUGCGACAGUUUGAGCCAACACACACUGACGAGCAAGUCAGCCGCUCACCAACAGGCACAAGCACAUUGUCACACGCACCAUGAACAGCGAUCACUGGCAUUCACCACGACACACACACAGAACAUAUGGGAGACAACACACACACACAGCACUUAAAGGCACACAGGCCAGUCUUCAGCACAAACUCGCGCUCCACAGAGCGGAAUCUGCUUAACCUUGCGUACUUGGUCAGAUAUUCCAAAGGGCACUGCACGGCCACCGUUACAAGGAGUUAAACCAAAGUGAUUGCAAACAGGCCUUCAAGUUGCAUUAUUUUUGUUAAACAACAGACUGGCAAGACAUUAAGCAGGUUCUAUUGCAUUUACAGGCACGCAACCAAUACAUCCAUUCACUUCCCAUUUGACAAAACAAAUCCCCAAAAGGUAUCGGUUAAUCUUGGCAGGAGUGGGAGUGAACACAGCAACGUACUGGACAUUGAGGAUUCUGAGACUUGAUGUUACACCUCUAUGGGCCCCCACCUGGCCUCAAUACAGAAAUAGACAAUAGCAAACAGUCCUCCACUUCUAGAUGGUGCACUGCCGUGUGAACAUCCCGACGCCUCUAUGUACUAUCACAGAACUUAAACAAGCAGCACAGGAGUGGGUAUUCUUCAGAGAAGCCCAUCAUUACAUGUUUGGGGGGGGGGGGGGUGGUUCAUUUUUGUUGGUGUUGUUGAAUUUGACAAUACCGUACAUUCACAACUCCAGGUGAAACGUGUUCUUAGAAAGUGAAAACUCGCUUCUAUAGAUUGGCAAUUGCUCGCCUCUGCGUCACCCGUGGCUGUAGCUGGAUUUUCCCACUCCCAGAGAGAGACAUCUUUUUGGCACCAAAGGCCGGACCUGCCGUGCCAAGACUACGGGGAUUGCUUGUUUGUAGCUCACCAAUGACCAUGACACAAUCCCCCUUCCUUUCUGGGAGAUGGCUCCAAUUUCUCAGCUGUGGUUUACCGGUCUCUCUAAGGUUCAAAGCAGGUUUGGGCAUCUCUGAGCUUUAGAUCAUGAUGCCACGACCGGCUGUGCAGUUCCAGUGCUGCCUGGGCUCGUUCAAAGUGCGCUGAAUAGCUAAGGUUUGUGUUGCUAUGUGACUUAUUUUUGACCACCGUACAAAAAAAAGGGGGGAGAGACGAAAAAAGGAGAUACCUUAUUAUAUUUUAGGCACACAAUUAUUCAACGUGUUUGUGGCGUUGUGCGUUUUUGAAGUGUGUAAAUGUUAACGAUCUUCGAGGUCCUAGUAUAUUGUACUCGGUUCCUAUAGAAAACUGCUUGGAUUGUCUAUUAACACAAAACCCUUCCCACAUGAGUACAAAUCAUUUCCAGUUGUUCAAUCCUUUUACAAAUAAUAAUCUUUAUUUUAACAUAUCGGAGCAGCAUUUACACUGUUGGUAUGUUUGUUUGCCGUGUGUUGAUUUCACUGUGUUUAAUCCUGCGUUGAAGUCCUAGUAAAGAAUCAUACCCUGUGCUGCAUCUUGCAUCUACAGUGCGCUGUUAACGCAAGCACCGUUUUUAGUCUGAGAAUAAUAAAUUAAGUUGACAGAUGUGUCUAA